Asterias rubens (European starfish) is the source of this 1077-nucleotide messenger RNA. RefSeq lists its product as uncharacterized. The transcript has 5 exons. The record is from RefSeq and is a predicted model, not a curated record. NCBI's taxonomy places the organism in Eukaryota, Metazoa, Echinodermata, Asteroidea, Forcipulatida, Asteriidae. Bases 1 to 1077 code for a protein of 358 amino acids.
AUGGGAGGUUGCAUGCAAUCCAAGAGAGCCGCGAGGCCUGAUCCAGAAGAUGGCUUCUCGUCAGGAAUGGUCACCAACAAAGGACUGUCCUUCUGGAAAAUGAUGAAAGAUCGACGUUUCAAUACAAUACGGGUUGCCCCAGCUCCACUGGAGGACCAAUGUGUGACCGAGGUCUCUGGGCGUACCAUCGUGGGGGUAAACCGUCUCCAAGCCCCAGUGGCCAUUCGUUCUCCGCGCCGCUGCUCUCCCCGUCUUGACGAUGAAGUUCCCCCACAGUCACUCAGCAUGGAGCGCCUCAGUCCGUCCAUGAUCAGCGAGGAGAAUGCUGAUGGUGAUCAGCUGUUGGAGCUGGAGACUGCCACUCGCCCGUCAACCCCAGAUCUGAGCAUCACGGGCAACCCUCUCUUCGCCAAGACCAUCAACCGCAAGAUGGAGCUCCAGGCUCGGGAGGACAGCAGUGAGAUCAUCCGCCAGCUCCGCGAAGCCGGCAUCGUGGUCCGUCCGGAGAGCCGUGCUGGCGGGGUGUCUUACGAGUACUUCGUCAACGAGAAGUUUGCUCUGCUGAAUAAGCCGCCAGUUCGCCUGCAGAAACUGAAGAAAGCCAAGACGGCUCAGGACCCUAAAGGCGAUUGCCAGCUGCGAGAGGAGAUCGAGUGCCGUAUGGAGAUGGCUGAAAAACGUAGAAAUGACGCUAUCGAGACAGUACGUCAGCAGCAAACAAAGCACAUUGAGUUGGACAUCCACAGGGCUCAAGAAACCUCAGCCCAACUGGAGGAGGAGAAGGCCCUAGCUGUAGCACAGCGUCUCCAACAGAAGGAUAUCAUGUCUCAAGUGGUACAGGAGCGCCAGUCUAUCGGUCGCGACAUACGCACCAUGCAGCAGAAACAUCACCGAACCCAAGUGCGCCUGCGCGGGGCCCUCAAGAAGAUGGCCGACAAGGAUGAGCAAUUACGGGAGGCAGAGGCACGUAACGUCAUUGAGGUUGCACCAAUAAGAGACGAGGAACCAAACCAGAACCAGGACUCACAUCAAAAUGGCGGGCGAUUCCGCCGAAUGUUUCAAAAUUUUCAAACUUAA